AUCUACACAUUAUUACUUAGUACUCUGAUCGUACCAAUCCAAUGGAUAAACAUGUUGAAGUUUUAUCUGAAGUUAGUGGAAUAGCUUCGUCUCCGUUAACUCCUCAAAUAUUUGCAUCAGCUGGACAGGAGCACAUGGACAAAUAUGGUACAAAGCCUGAACAUUUUGCUAAGAUUGCCGAGAAGAAUCACCGUCACUCCGUCAAUAACCCGAACUCUCAGUUUCGUGAUGAGUACACUUUACAAGAUAUUCUCAAGUCGAAGAUGGUACACGAGCCAUUGACUAAACUACAAUGCUGUCCCACAUCAGACGGCAGUGCUGCUGCUAUAGUUUGUAGUGAAAGCUUUGUCCGUAGACACAACCUUCAGUCUAAAGCUGUUGAGAUUGUAGCCAUGACAAUGAGAACAGACUUCCCUAGCACCUUUAAAGAGAAGAGCGGAAUGAAACUGGUUGGAUACGACAUGACAAAGGCAGCUGCCGAGGAGAUAUACAGGAAGACCGGGUACCGCCCUCAAGAUAUUGAUGUGAUUGAACUACACGACUGCUUCUCUUGCAAUGAAUUAAUCACCUAUGAAGCACUGGGACUAUGCCCACCAGGUAAAGCAGGUGAGAUGAUAGAUCGUGGUGAUAAUACAUACGGCGGUAAAUACGUCAUUAAUCCUAGUGGAGGACUUAUAUCAAAAGGACAUCCCCUGGGGGCUACCGGUCUAGCCCAGUGUGCUGAACUCUGCUGGCAGUUGAGGGGGGCAGCAGGAAAGAGACAAGUGGCAUCAGCUAAAGUAGCUCUCCAGCAUAACCUCGGACUAGGAGGAGCUGUUGUUGUUACUUUGUAUAGGCUGGGGUUCCCACAGCAAGCUAACAGGAGUAAUAUUAAGACAACAGUCAGUUCAAGUACAACAGGAGCAACAAUGAAGUGUACACCUUUUUUUGAUGAAGUAGAAACAAGAAUGAAAACUGAAGGUAGUAGUAUGGUGAAGAAGAUAAAAGGUAGUUUCUUGUUCAAGAUAACUGGUGGUGAUGGUAAAGUCCAUGAGUGGCUUGUAGACCUAAAGUCUGGGAGCGGAUCAGUCACCAAAGGAACUGGUUUGAAGGGUGACUGUACUAUUAUAAUGAAAGAUGGCGAUUUCAUGGACAUGAUAACUGGAAAAAUAGGAGCACAAAAAGCAUUCUUUUCUGGUAAACUCAAGAUAACUGGCAACACUGGACUGGCCAUGAAACUGCAAAGUAUCAUGCCUGAGAAGCCAAAGUCUAAACUGUGAUGACUUUUAAGAAUUUAUAGUGCUAUAGUAUUGUCAUUGUACAUGUAUUUAAUUGAAUUACCCAUUUAUGCAGUUUUAA
Amphimedon queenslandica is the source of this 1338-nucleotide messenger RNA. RefSeq names its product non-specific lipid-transfer protein-like. Lineage: Eukaryota; Metazoa; Porifera; Demospongiae; Haplosclerida; Niphatidae. Bases 42 to 1259 code for a protein of 405 amino acids. The record is from RefSeq and is a predicted model, not a curated record. The transcript has 10 exons. Gene Ontology annotation, molecular function: acyltransferase activity, transferring groups other than amino-acyl groups.